This is a messenger RNA of Phymastichus coffea, 1702 nucleotides long. RefSeq names its product inositol-tetrakisphosphate 1-kinase-like. Gene Ontology annotation, biological process: inositol trisphosphate metabolic process. Bases 232 to 1302 code for a protein of 356 amino acids. The record is from RefSeq and is a predicted model, not a curated record. The transcript is spliced from 5 exons. Lineage: Eukaryota; Metazoa; Arthropoda; Insecta; Hymenoptera; Eulophidae. Gene Ontology annotation, molecular function: inositol-3,4,5,6-tetrakisphosphate 1-kinase activity; ATP binding; inositol-1,3,4-trisphosphate 6-kinase activity. Gene Ontology annotation, cellular component: cytoplasm.
CACACACACACACCGUUUGUACGUUCUCUAUUGUCACUCGCACGCAGAAAGGAUUAUUUAUUAGACUGAUUGCUGACACGCAAAAAAGAUCGAGUUACGCGUAUUUCAAGUCUUCCAGACGAGUCAAUUUGCGCUAUGCGCUUAGCCUGAUGCUCAUGCGAGGUUCAAGCUUGAUUGUUUCAAAGCGUCGUGGAGAUUUUCUAGUUGUCGUCCUCGACAUCGUCACUGGCAAUGGGAGACGAGAAAAACGUUAUCGGAUAUUGGAUAUCCGAAAAAAAGCGUCAAAAGUUUAAUUGGGAGGAGUUUCAUGAAGAGUUUGCCAAAAAGGGAUUAUUACUGAAAUUGAUAGACAUAGAAUCAAAUCUUGAAUGCCAGGGACCAUUCCAUGUAUUUCUACACAAAUUAACUGAUAUUUUGGCUCAUGCAGAAGAUGGCAAUAAACAUGCAAAAGCCAUUAUCUCAAGAAUACAAGACUACAUUCAGAAAGAUCCACAAUUAAUAGUAAUAGAUCCUAUUGAAAAUGUACUCAAUUUGAGAAAUAGACACAAAUGUUACAAAAUGUUACGUGAUGAGUUGUUAUAUGAUGAUGAUGUGUUUAUCCCAAAUUUUACUGAAAUCAAAUCAAAAGAUGUACAAGAAAUAAUGAAUUCAUUCAAAAAAUAUCGUGUGGAUUUUCCAUGUGUUUGUAAACCUUUGAUUGCUCAUGGAUCGAGUGAUGCUCAUAAGAUGAUGAUAGUUUUUAAUGAGGAAGGACUAUUAGACUGUCAACCACCUUGUGUAGCUCACAACUUGGUCAAUCAUAAUGCUAUUCUGUACAAAAUAUUUGUUGUUGACGAACACUUCCAUGUUGUUGAGAGACCUAGCCUUAAAAAUUUCUAUUCCAAAGACUGUCAAUCAAUGAGUACAAUAUUUUUUAGUUCUCAUGAUAUUUCCAAAAGUGGCUCCAAUUCAAAGUGGUCAAUAAUUUCUGAGGAUGAGCGUAAUUUGAGUGUAAAACCAAAUUUUCAAACUUUUGAAAAAAUUGUAAAAAGAAUACGAAAGAUUUUUGGUUUGCUCUUAAUGGGAGUAGAUGUAGUAAUAGAAAAUCAUACAGAAAAAUAUGCAAUUAUUGAUGUCAAUGUUUUUCCGGGGUAUGAUGGUUACCCAAACUUUUUUCAACAGUUAGCAAGUAGUAUAAAGAAAUUGUUGAAUGAAAGGAGAACAGCAGAGUACGGUAAAUGUCCCUUUCUAAAAAAAUGCCUUAGCGAUGAUCUUGACUCUGGUUUUGAAAGCGAUGAAAAAAAGAAACUCUCUUUAUUGUAACAAAAUACUACUUAGGAUGAUACUAUGCUGAUAAAACAACUGGAUUUUAUUAAAAAUUUGCAAAAUAUUCUUAUUGGAAUAAUUAGACAGUUGUGAAAAGUAAUUAUAUAUUUUUGUAUGAAGUUGAAACAAAUUAGAUGAUUUCAUUCAUAUUGUUUAUUCGCGAAAAUAUUUUGUAUGUACUUAAAAAAAUAUAACUAAAAAGUUUUGUAAUACAUAUGUGUAUGUAAAUAUUGACAAUAGGAUUGUUAGAUGGCUAUUAAUCUAGUUUUUCUGUUGUAUUUAAUAUUUUUAUAACAAAAAAGUGCUACAAAAUGAUAUAAUUUAUUUAGAAGUUAGUAAUUAGUACUCAUAAAAUUUUUAAAACUUCUACAUGGUAAACAUUUUUGUUUUAUGAUAG